AAAAUUUUCCUGCAGUCAUACGUUCCCUGUCAAUUGUCAUUUUCAAUCACGUCGCGAGUCCAAUUUGUGCAAGUGUGCAAAUUACCGUCGAAUAUUCCACUUCGAACAGUUUAUAUAAUCGUAGAAAACAAGCCGCCGCGCACUAGACGUCGCCGCCUGUCCAACAAAUACCUAAAUGUGCAUUCCAAAAAAUUACACGCGACCUAGCAAAUUUCGUGAGCUCUGGCCCCGACGCAAAUAAUCGAGCGAUCAGGUCACGAGAUUAGAAUCCCUUUCGCAACUUAUACCUCAAAAUAACAGCAACAAAAGUCCGCGGCAUUUCAUAAGAACAGUGAAAUCUUGUUGGGGUCGCCAUACCAUCAGCGACGAAUCGUAAAAAUCCGCCGACCGGCUGCCAUCGACGUAAUUUCUAAUUAGCCCCAGCGAAAAUAUGUCUUACGGUCGCGAAUCCAUAGUGCGCGCCGAAGGUCCGCCGGGAUCCUCGGGCGGUCAACAGCCAAUUGUGAAAAUCGGGCAUUAUUUACUCGGCGCCACGCUCGGCAUCGGAACCUUUGGGAAAGUGAAAAUUGGCGAACAUCAAGUGACCAAGCACAAGGUCGCCGUCAAGAUCCUGAAUCGGCAGAAAAUCAAGAGCCUCGAUGUCGUCGGCAAGAUUCGCAGGGAAAUUCAAAACCUCAAGCUGUUCCGGCACCCGCAUAUCAUCAAACUCUAUCAGGUUAUUUCCACCCCAACUGAUAUCUUCAUGAUUAUGGAAUACGUAAGUGGCGGCGAGUUGUUCGACUACAUCGUCAAACAUGGCAAACUCCAAGAGCAUGAGGCCCGCCGAUUCUUCCAACAAAUCAUCUCUGGCGUUGACUACUGCCAUCGACACAUGGUCGUCCAUCGAGACUUAAAACCUGAAAAUCUACUCCUAGAUCACAACAUGCACGUCAAAAUCGCUGAUUUCGGCCUAUCGAACAUGAUGUUGGACGGUGAAUUUCUCAGGACAUCUUGUGGUUCGCCCAACUAUGCCGCCCCAGAAGUUAUCUCUGGAAAAUUAUACGCGGGUCCAGAAGUCGAUAUCUGGUCAUGUGGUGUGAUAUUGUAUGCCCUCCUUUGUGGAACUCUGCCAUUCGAUGAUGAACAUGUCCCGACACUGUUUAGGAAAAUCAAAUCGGGCAUUUUCCCAAUUCCGGAGUAUUUGAAUAAGAGUGUAGUUAAUUUAGUAUGCCAAAUGUUGCAAGUAGAUCCACUGAAACGGGCGACGAUGGAAGAGAUCAAGAAACAUGAUUGGUUCCAAAAGGAUUUGCCAUCGUAUCUGUUCCCAUCGUCAGUAGAACAGGAUAGUAACGUCAUAGACAUAUGUGCUGUUCAAGAAGUUUGUGAUAAAUUCGGCGUCAAAGAGUCCGAAGUACACAAUGCAUUGCUGAGCGGUGAUCCUCAUGAUCAGCUAGCUAUUGCAUACCAUUUAAUUAUUGAUAAUAAACGAUUUGCCGACGAGGCUGCCAAGGCGGAAAUCAAAGAAUUCUACGUAGCAGGAAGUCCACCACCGGUUAAUUAUAGUCCUAGUGAAAAACCUGAACCCUACUCACACUAUCAUACAGUCACGGGAGUAACAGGCUUGCGACCGCAUCCAGAACGUAUUGCACCCUUACGCGAACGUGCCUGGGCACACGCUCAAUCGAACGCGUCAAGCCUGGUCGGACCCGGACAUCAGGAGAAAUCGCGUGGAACCCCUGUCAAGCGCGCUAAAUGGCAUUUGGGCAUUCGAUCACAGAGCAAACCAAAUGACAUCAUGUUAGAAGUGUACCGUGCCAUGAAAAUUCUCGAUUAUGAGUGGAAAAUCAUUAAUCCAUAUCAUGUCAGAGUUCGACGAAUCAACAAACUCACGGAAAAGUAUGCAAAGAUGUCACUCCAAUUGUAUCAGGUUGACGCGAAGAGUUAUCUGUUGGAUUUCAAGUCGUUGACAAAUGACGAAGUUGAGCAGAGCGACGAUGUGGUCCUAGAGAGUCUAACGCCUCCAGUGCCCGGUGCGAUACCACAACAACCGACAGGACAUCAUACUAUGGAAUUUUUUGAAAUGUGUGCGGCGUUGAUUAUUCAGUUGGCGCGUUAGGGAGAUGAAGCAAAGCAACGAAAGGCAAUAGUGUGGGAAUGUUCUUUUUUAAGCUAUCUUAGAAUUUGCUUGCUUGAUAAAAUUUUUGUAUAUCCUCCAUUAUAAGUGGAAUAAGUUCACUGGGAGAUAUUUGGGCCAUGUUUCACUUAGACGACAUUUUUCAAAUAUAAUGUGAGUCGGAAGUAUUGUUUUGAUCCUUAUCUACGCAAUCUGGUCCUAACAUUUGCUGGACAUAUUUUAGGAUCAGAUUUCAUGAUCACUUGCUAUUGAAAUUAUUAUUCUUAGUCUUAAUCUUUGCCCAGAACUAUUCGAUAGAAUUUAAAAUUCACUAUGGAAUUGGGAAACAAAUUUGUGAAAGAUUAAAUUCGCUUGUCAUUGCUCUAAGGACAACUUGUCCUUACUUUUCAGUGGUCAUCCUUUUUCACAAGUGACUCUUCAGGAAAUGUUAAAUGAGAUUCGAAAAACAACUUGCCUCUUUCACAAAACAAAAACGAUUUCCAUCUAAUGAAUUUGUCAUGGGCGCACUUCUGACAUCCCCACACAAUCCAGUUUCCCUCUCUAAAUCUAUUCCAAAAGAAUAUUGCUCACUCUUCAUCCUCUUUUUCUCUUCACUAGCAUUGAGCCUUCCUGCAUUGCCUAGACAAGCACACACAAAAAGGAUGAUUUUAAACUUACAAACUAUUUUAUUGUUAAUUUUAAAUCUUUCACUCACAUGCAUAGCGCAGAGCUACUGCAAUGAUUAUUAUUCGUGUAUUUUCAUCGGUAUUUAAGCUUUAUAAUUUUCGUUUAUUAUUUUAAUUGUAGUUGAGUAGUUGUAGUUAUUUUAUAGUUGAUUAUUGAUCAAAGAAAAGGUUAAAAUGGAAUAGAAAAUAUAAAAAAAUAAAGAAACUAGAAACCUACAUUUUCUAUUUUAUUGGUAAAGAUAACGAACAUGAUAUUUGCCUUGUUUUCUACUCAAUUAAAUCUUAAACUGUAACCUACAGAUGUGAAGACAAAACAAAAUAAAUCGAAGAGUACGAAAAAAGCAUAAUAUAUACAAAUAGCAUGUAAAAAGCUGAAACAGUAAAAAUAAACAAAUUGUUAUAAUGAAGAA
Hermetia illucens (black soldier fly) is the source of this 3188-nucleotide messenger RNA. RefSeq names its product 5'-AMP-activated protein kinase catalytic subunit alpha-2 (gene AMPKalpha). Lineage: Eukaryota; Metazoa; Arthropoda; Insecta; Diptera; Stratiomyidae. Bases 431 to 2095 code for a protein of 554 amino acids. Gene Ontology annotation, molecular function: protein serine/threonine kinase activity; ATP binding. Gene Ontology annotation, cellular component: cytoplasm. The record is from RefSeq and is a predicted model, not a curated record. The transcript has 2 exons. Gene Ontology annotation, biological process: protein phosphorylation; intracellular signal transduction.